This is a messenger RNA of Salvia splendens (bonfire salvia), 2087 nucleotides long. RefSeq names its product zinc finger CCCH domain-containing protein 47. The record is from RefSeq and is a predicted model, not a curated record. Lineage: Eukaryota; Viridiplantae; Streptophyta; Magnoliopsida; Lamiales; Lamiaceae. The coding region runs from base 171 to 1817 and encodes 548 amino acids. The transcript is spliced from 2 exons. Gene Ontology annotation, molecular function: protein binding; metal ion binding.
GUCACACUUUCCUCCUCCUUUCCUUCCUGCUCAGUCACCAAGUGUGAAUUCUUCUUCCCUAUAUAUAUAUACACAUAAUCUCACUCCAAAGUCAUCAUCCUUCAACUCAAUAAUUCCUUCAAUUUUUCCUUAUAGACUUAUCCUUUCACUACUCAAUCAAGGGUUUAUUGAUGUGCGGUGGUUCGAAGAGUAAUCUCUACCCCUUCAAUAUGGACACGAAUUCAGGAUUUGGAAGUGAAAUUCAGCAAAAAAGCUGCUCAAAACUGCUUGAAUUAGCCGCCAUGGAUGAUUUAGCUGGUUUGAUUCAUGAAAUUGAGGAAAAAAGUGUUGAUGUAAACGAGAGCAGGUUUUGGUAUGGAAGAAGCUUCGGCUCGAAGAAGAUGGGGUUUGAGGAGAGAACUCCGAUCAUGAUUGCUUCACUCUAUGGAAGCACGGAGAUUCUCAGCUAUCUAAUUGAGAAUUGCAAAGCCGAUGUUAACAAAGCCUGCGGCUCCGACGGCGCCACCGCGCUCCACUGCGCCGCCGCGGGCGGCGCCUGGUCCUCCGUCGAGAUCGUGGAGCUCCUGAUCUCCGCCUCCGCUGACAUCAACGCUGUUGAUGCGAUCGGGAGAAGAGCCGGCGAAUUGAUCGCUCCGUGUGUGAAAUCCUCGAUCGGAUCGAGGAGGAGGCGGCUGGAGACUCUGCUGAACGGAUUCGCCGCGGAGGAGGAGCGGAUCUGUGAAGAGGCGCCGGAGAAGAAGGAAUAUCCGAUCGAUGUGCCGUUGCCGGAUAUAAACAACGGCGUGUACGGCAGCGAUGAAUUCAGGAUGUACAGUUUCAAGGUGAAGCCGUGCUCGAGGGCUUACUCGCACGACUGGACCGAGUGCCCCUUCGUCCACCCGGGCGAGAACGCGCGCCGCCGCGACCCGAGGAAGCACGCCUACACGUGCGUGCCAUGCCCCGACUUCAAGAAGGGCGCGUGCGGGAAGGGCGACGCCUGCGAGUACGCGCACGGGGUGUUCGAGUCGUGGCUGCACCCCGCGCAGUACCGGACCCGCCUCUGCAAGGACGAGACCGGCUGCGCGAGGAAGGUCUGCUUCUUCGCGCACCGGACGGACGAGCUCCGCCCGCUGUACGCGUCGACGGGCUCGGCCAUGCCCUCGCCGAAGUCCUUCUCUGCGGCGUCGUUGGAUGUGGCGGCGGCGAUCAGCCCGCUGUCGCUCGGGUCGCCAGCACUGACGCCGCCGUCGUCCCCGAUGUGGCAGAGCAAGGGGAGCCUCACGGCUCCUCUCGCUCUGCAACUCCCCAGCAGCCGGCUCAGAACCUCGUCAGCUGCUGGGGAUUUGAACCCUACGAAUCUGGAUGAUCUAUUCCAGAUUCACUUACAAGGAAUGUCUCCGUCGCCGAAAGUUAACGGCUUCGGCCAUCUGCGCGCGAGCUACCCUUCGAACAACGCAGGAGCCGCCGCAUACGGGUUCGAGUCGGCGGCCGCCGCCGUGAUGAAUUCAAGGUCGAGCGCGUUCUCGAAGCGGAGCCAGAGUUUCGGGUUCCGCCAAUCGAACUCGAGCGGAGUGACGCCACCGCCUCCAUCGAAGUUAUCGAAAUGGGGGUCGGGCGCUGGGAAUGUAGACUGGGGGUUCAACGGCGAGGACGCAAGCAAGCUGAGGAAGUCGGCUUCUUUCGGGAUUCGCAGCGCGGGAGCAGCGAAUCCAAGCCUGGAGGAGCCGGAGUGGGUGAACGCGCUGGUGAGGGAUGUACCUCAGCGGCGCGGUGGGCUCGAGCCGAUGCCCCAUUGGAUUGAUCAGAUGUAUGUGGAGCAGGAGCAGAUGGUGGCUUGAGCCUUGAGUUGUGUGUGUGAGUGAGAUUCAAGUGACAUUCUUUGGGAAUCUUAUUAUUGUUAGAUUGUGUAGAGUGAAAGGUAGUAUAACAUAACGUCACAAUAUGUUGAUCUUGAUUAUAUGUUGAUCAAGAUUUAGUUGGAAAGGAUUAGGAUUGAGAUAUCUGUAUUUUUUAAUUUAUUCCACACAAGUGUUCUUCACUUGUCUUAUGUAAUUUCUUGAUAUCCAUGAGAUAAUUAAUGAAAGGAAGCCAAGAAAUUUCAUUUCUAA